Molecule: messenger RNA, 1338 nt
Organism: Diorhabda carinulata
Lineage: Eukaryota; Metazoa; Arthropoda; Insecta; Coleoptera; Chrysomelidae
Product: Golgi to ER traffic protein 4 homolog
Exons: 5
Coding region: 47-1024 (325 amino acids)
Biological process (GO): protein insertion into ER membrane
Cellular component (GO): cytosol; BAT3 complex
Molecular function (GO): protein binding
Source: RefSeq, a predicted model, not a curated record
UUUUGACAGACAAGUGACUUAAAACGACACAUUUGCGUAAAUAAAUAUGGCUACACAAGGAGUUCGUGGAGUUUCUAGAGUUUUAGAAAAAUUAGAAAAAUCGGUUAAAGAUGGAAAUUUUUACGAAGCCCAUCAAAUGUAUAGAACAUUAUAUUUCAGAUAUUUAGCACAGAAAAGAUAUAAAGAACUAAAAGAUAUGCUAUAUAAUGGGUCUGUUUUAUUUCUAGAACGCGAUCAGCAAUUGAGUGGUUCUGACCUAGGUAUAAUAUUAAUAGACGUAUUGGAAAAAUCGGAAGAUACAGAUUACGAAUCUUGGUCUCCAAAACUAACAAGAAUAUUCCGUCUAAUAAGUUCUUCCACUCCGGAACGAGAUACAUUCUUAGCUCAUGCAAUACGAUGGUCAUCUAAAGGGUCAACCCACGGACACCCAUUGUUACAUAGGAACAUCGCGAUUGUGUAUUGGGAAGAAAAAUGUUAUGCACAGGCACGUCAUCAUUUUAUAUAUUCUCAAGACGGUAAAGGAUGUGCAAAACUUCUUAUUGAAUUUCAGCGCAGUCAGGGGUUCAAAGGAGAAGCUGAUUUGUUUAUAGCGCAGACAGUUUUGCAAUAUUUGUGUUUGAAAAAUAAAAGUACCGCGAAUCAGACAUUCACUAGCUAUACAGAACAACAUCCCAGGAUAUUGAGAUCCGGCCCGCCAUAUUUAUUACCGUUGCUCAAUUUUAUUUGGUUCUUGUUACAGGCUAUCGAAAGUAAAAAAUUGCAAACGUUCGCAGUAUUGUGUGAACAAUACGAACCAUCCUUAAAAAGGGAUCCUUGUUAUGUACAAUAUUUGGACAAAAUCGGUCAAAUUUUCUUCGGUUUGAAACCUCCUCCUCAACAACACGGCAACAGUUUCUUUGGAAACUUUUUUGAAAAUUUUCUUAGCGGAUUAGAUGAAGAUAGCGAUGAUGAUGAUACUCCACGAGCUUCUACUUCAGGAAUCACAAAGAAGAAAUCGACAAUAGAGCACGACCACUUGGACUAAAUACCACUUUCAAAAUUAUAAAUAUCCAACAGAAAAAAAAACAAACAAUUGUUAACCAUUUUUGGUUGAUUUGAAUUAAUAUAUAAGCUAAUCGGAAUUGGCAAUUUUUUGGUCUUAUUUAUUUUUUUUUUAUUUACUGUACGAUAGUGGGUGUUCCAUUGAAAAGCUAUUGUUACAAUACAUUUGCAUUUAACAAAUUAAAAUAUAUUUACGGUGGUUUUAUUAUCCUGCUAGCAUAGAACUUCCAGAUGACGUCAAUUUUUGGAUUUAUUGUGAGUUUUUUUUUUUAAUUUCAUUAAAAUUAUCAAAUAAUG